AUGGUUAUUUAUGAACCUGGUGGCAAAGCCCAACAAUUGGCAGCCUUUGGAUUUCAUCUAUAUCUCUUCGGUUUCAUGAGAAAGUUAACUGAAAAGGGAGGAGCUAUGGCUGCCGUGCUAAAUCAAAAGCGCGUAACAAAACGACAUAUUGGUGGAGGGUGGCUGUCUCGUUGGGCCGUUCGCACGUUCACCUCCCUAAAACGACAACCGAAACUCGUUCCGAGGGCACUUGGUAGCAUUUUAGCGGAGACAAGCGCCACGCCUGGGCGAGUGUGCGAAAUGGCAGUUUCAGAGAGGAAUCAUAACCAUUCUCAUUAUCAUCAACUUUUCUCAAUGUUAAUCGUCCUAUUCCUCCUCCUCCUCGACAAUGCUCUCUGCAUCAGGUUUCCGGAUCGGGUCGCCCCAUCCAUCCGCGACCAAACCGACCAACAGCGCUUCCAGGUCGCCGUCUUCGCCCUCGGAAGCUUCUGGCGAUCCGAAGCCGUCUUUGGCUGCUUGCCCGGCGUUGUUCGCACCACCGUCGGCUACGCCGGAGGCUCCAAGUCCAACCCCGAAUACCGAAGCAUCGGUGACCAUGCCGAAUCCGUCAAGGUUGAGUAUGAUCCACAGCUGAUUAGUUUUAGGGAACUCCUGGAUGUCUUUUGGUCAAGCCAUGAUCCUAGGCAAGUGUAUGGUCAAGGUCCUGAUGUGGGUAAUCAAUACAGAUCUAUUAUUUUUGUCAAUGGAACCGAAGAAUCAAGAAUGGCUGCUGUCAGCAAAGAGCAGGAACAAACCAGGUCAAGAAGCAGCAUUGUGACUACUCAGAUUCUGCAACUAGGAACAUUUUACCCUGCAGAGCCAGAGCAUCAGAAAUUUGAACUCAAGCAAAAUACCAUCCUUCUUCAGUUAAUUGGAAACCUUCCUGAAGAGGAGCUCGAGAGGUCUAGCCUGGCAACGAAAUUGAAUGGAUAUGUAGCAGAGCUUUGCCCUCCAGAUAUCCAAAAGCAUAUUGAUUCCAAGAUCAAUGAUAUUAUUAAAAGGGGUUGGCCCAUGUUGAGGGAUUUGUAG
This is a messenger RNA of Sphenostylis stenocarpa, 1047 nucleotides long. The record is from the annotation of a GenBank genome assembly. NCBI's taxonomy places the organism in Eukaryota, Viridiplantae, Streptophyta, Magnoliopsida, Fabales, Fabaceae.